This is a messenger RNA of Cottoperca gobio, 2916 nucleotides long. Its product is annotated as gap junction delta-2 protein-like. Lineage: Eukaryota; Metazoa; Chordata; Actinopteri; Perciformes; Bovichtidae. Gene Ontology annotation, biological process: cell-cell signaling. The record is from RefSeq and is a predicted model, not a curated record. Gene Ontology annotation, molecular function: gap junction channel activity. Gene Ontology annotation, cellular component: connexin complex. The transcript is spliced from 3 exons. Bases 314 to 1309 code for a protein of 331 amino acids.
GAGAGGAGGGGGAGGCAAUCAGCUCAGCACCUCUCCUCCACCAGGAAGAGAAGCACAGCGGGACGGGCCCAGGAGAAGGCACUCAUACUCACACACACAGUCAAAGACGCACUGACGAGCGGCCAGGUCAACGUGUAGAGGUCAAAAGGGAGCUGGUGCGGGGACGGGGGUUGGGUGUACCCCCACUGGUCCGGCAGUGUCCACAAAAAGCGCGGGCCGGUCCUGGGAAGAAGUAGAAGGAGUCCGCCGGAGAAAGAGGGGUCGGCUCCCCAAGUCUUGUUUCUUUUGAGAGCCCUGCCACCUCUCCGACACCAUGGGGGAAUGGACCAUUUUGGAGAGGCUGCUGGAGGCGGCUGUCCAGCAGCACUCUACCAUGAUUGGAAGGUGGCCAGGAAAAGGAGACCAAAGGGAUGUCCGUGUUGCUCUGUUUCUGCUGGAUUUGAUCCUGCUGACAGUGGUGGUGAUUUUCCGUAUCCUGAUCGUAGGCAUAGUGGGGGAGAAGGUGUACGAAGAUGAGCAAAUCAUGUUCAUCUGUAACACCAUGCAGCCCGGCUGCAACCAGGCAUGUUACGACAAGGCCUUCCCCAUCUCGCACAUCCGCUACUGGGUCUUCCAGAUCAUCUUGGUGUGUACGCCCAGCUUGUGCUUCAUCACAUAUUCUGUCCACCAGUCUGCCAAAGCACGUGACCGAAGCUACUCUCUCCUCCAUCCUUACAUGGAUCACCACGGUCAUGGUGGUCACCACGGCCGCCAUCAUGACCAUCACACACGAAAGCUUCACUCUCGCAACAUCAACGGCAUUCUCUUGCACCCCGACAGCAGUAAAGAAGAUCACGACUGCCUGGAGGUCAAGGAGAUCCCCAACGGACCCCGGGGACUCCCGCAAACACACAAGAGUUCCAAAGUGCGACGACAGGAAGGCAUCUCCCGUUUCUACGUCAUCCAGGUGGUGUUCCGCAACGCGCUGGAGAUCGGCUUCUUGGCCGGCCAGUACUUCCUGUACGGCUUCAAUGUGCCAGGGAUGUUUGAGUGUGAUCGCUACCCGUGUGUGAAGGAGGUGGAGUGUUACGUGUCUCGUCCUACAGAAAAGACCGUGUUUCUGGUCUUUAUGUUUGCAGUAAGCGGUAUAUGUGUGCUGCUCAACCUGGCUGAGCUCAACCACCUUGGCUGGAGGAAGAUAAAGACGGCCAUGCGAGGGGUGCAGGCUCGAAGGAAGUCCAUCUGUGAAGUGCGCAAGAAGGAUGUUUCACACCUGUCCCAGACCCCAAACCUGGGCAGGACUCAGUCUAGUGAGUCAGCCUACGUCUGACAGAGGCUUCUCUGCCUGGGGGCUCGAGGACCUCUUACAUUUUGGAGAAGAGCUUUUCCCUGGCCCAGGACCCCCAAUCAUUAGGGCACAAAACUCACCACUGCAUAAUUAUUCAGGAGCACAGACAGACUCUGUGUAGUCAUGAUGAAGCAUCAAUUCACAAAGUAGAGUCUUUGACACUUCAGGAGGGAAGAUUCACUUUCCUAAAAGGCAACUGUCUUGCUGUAACAAAGCUUACACCUAAAGCUUACAUGAUGGAGAGUUCUGCUCUGCCUAGGUGACACUAGGUGCCUUCAAAGAACCCAACAGAUAGAACUGAGCAAUUACUAAUAAUAUUAAAAUACUGUAAAGAUAGUCUGAGGUUGAGUUAUCUGAAGUUCUUCAUUAUUUGCCUUUGCUGUAGGUCAGAAAUAAUCCCCUCAUUUUCCAAUUUUGUGUGCAUAUGCAAAAGCUUAAGCGUGUGCAUGCAUACGCAUGUGUGUGGGGGAAAAAAAGCCAAUGUCUGACUUAAGUCAGAACAUUUAAUGCUAAGCUAAUCUGAGCUACUGAGAGAAAGAUAAUGUUAUUUCGCAUUGUCCAUGAUCUUCAAGUAAAGUCACGCGGCGGACAAAAAAAGCACCUUUUUAAACAUGUUCUAGGAAACGUACACAAAAACAAACAGCACUAAAACUAUGAGCAGAAACUGGAACACAGUAUUUGUUUAUUAGUGUACCAGGCUUUUUUCUUAAAUAUUGUCACUCUUCUUAUUAUUCUUUCUUUGUUUCAUUGGGUGCCAAUCAGACGGCAGACUGACAUUGUUCAAAGUGAGACACAUGGUGCUUUGAAGAUGAGUUAGAAUUACUUUCCAACACUGUGUCACGCACUGCAAUGCUCCCAAUGCCUGCAAGGCAUGCUGUUUACUCUCAGAAAACCACUGAAAACAGUCAAGAAAAGCGUGCCAGUGUUUCCACUUUGGCUCCUAAAGUGUGAUCGCUGUCUGAGGGGCUGAAUGGAGUUAUAUAAAGAGUUUUUCAGUUAAACAGGAAGAAGUAUUGUAGUCACAAAUAUUUUAACGUGUAACCUCAAGCUUUUUUUCACAAGCAGAUUUGGUGCCAUAUUUCAAAGUUACUGUACAUAGAUGAAAUGUAAUAAUUACACUUAGCCUUCCCCUAUGCGCUGUAGAUGGGCUUCACUUGGAUGGGGGAACAGGGGUUUGGGUGGUCAUGAAGAAUAAUCAUAGAUUGCCAGCUUUAACAAUAUGUAUUAUUAAUAUGCCCUUUGUUAAGCCUUCGCCCUCUAAUGGAGACUAUAUGUUCCGAAAAGUGUCCCCCCCCCCGCCCUCCCCUCCCCCCCUUAUGGACUUUGAAAAAGGCAUGUUACUGAAGCAUUAAUAGAAUGGAUAGAUUAUGACAUUUAACUUAAAAAGAGAUUGUUUUAUUUAUUUGCAUCCUGCUCCUGUGAAAUGUUAUACUCAGCAUGCAUGAAGAUGAAAAAUAUAAAGAGAUAUGAACAAAGAAUCCCGUUGUGGAAAUAUUGAAAGUGAAAAACCUGAAAGGCUCCAGAACAGCAGCAAUAAUAAUAUAUAGUAUGUGAAAAAAAUUACGUGAAUAAAUUAUUAUGCAAACAGA